AUGGUCCAGGGCAGUGCAGUGACCGACGGUGGCAGCUCAAGCCGCGAGUACGGCAUCACUUUCGAAAUUACCCCUCCUGUCGCAGUCCGCCCAGGUGUACCAUUCACCCUCCCUGUUGUUGUCGCCGUACGGCCCGUUGGCUCCACAAGAAACAGCUCCGUCCAGCAGUUAGUGGCCAAUGUCUCUCUCCGGGACGAGACGGGCACGAGGCCCCUCACCGGCCUAACAGGAACGGUCACGUCGAGUGUUCGCAGUCGAAGCGGGAAUACCACGAGCGGAUACGCUCGCUUCGGCCCACUGACAAUUGGAGCGCCGGGGAAAUACAAACUCAGAGUCAUGCUGGGUGCUGCUUCAUACAAUGGUGUGACGACGAGGGAGUUCCUUGAGUCGGCAGUUAUCCAUGUCCAUGCAGGGGCAGCUGCUUCUCAAAAUCCAACGCCGCUGCAACUGUCUAAGCUGCAGAGUUUAGUCCCCGAGAAUAUCGACAUAUCCUCGGCUGAUAUUGCUGCGUGGCAACAGGCGUGA
Messenger RNA from Aspergillus ochraceoroseus IBT 24754, 525 nucleotides. RefSeq lists its product as uncharacterized. Lineage: Eukaryota; Fungi; Ascomycota; Eurotiomycetes; Eurotiales; Aspergillaceae. The coding region runs from base 1 to 525 and encodes 174 amino acids. The record is from RefSeq and is a predicted model, not a curated record. The transcript is spliced from 2 exons.